UGACAAACGCAGCGGUUCAGCUGCAAACCCUGCAGAUCCCCCGCCCAGCUGGUCAAUUAUUCUCCCCUUGCAACCUUUGUAGGCCAUCAACCAUGAGAGGACUGUCGUUCACCAUACGUUUACUGUUGGGAGCGUCCUUGGCCAGAAAAUCCUGCUCCUUCUCUCCACAUUCUUCGUCUUUCAAAAGAGGAUUGUCGCAUCCUGUCGAUAGGCUGUUUCCUCCAUCACCCACAAUAGAGCAGUACCAAACCAAAAGCAAACAAAUCCAUUGCAGUUUUGCCAAACCAAACAAGCGGCCAACGAAUGCACAAUCACCCAAGAAUGUCAACAACGCAGCCAUGAACUUGGUGGAUGCAGUGACUUCAACAGUUGGGUCCUCACAGCUAUCCCUGCAAAAUAAAAACAACCAGCUUCUCGCGGACAUCAAGACCAAGGUUGUAGCUCUGGAGAAAGCCACACGGGAAGCCAACAAAACAGCUCGUGAGGCAGACAAGAUGCGCCGCAUCGAGUUUGCACUGGAAAAUGUCUCUUUGGUUACCUACAACUUUCAGGUGUAUGUUAUGACCGAAAGGGGGCACACAUCAGAUCAGAAUGCAGAUGAAGUCCUAAGCGAUAUCUUGCUGUCAUUUAGGCAAGGCCGUGGACAUGACAUUGACAGUUACAUUAGUGGAGUUACAAAAGAAAAAGGGUAUGAUUCAUUUUAUGGUUAUGCCGAAGUGAAGGAAGAAUGGUACCAAUGUUUUGUGGACAAAGUAAGUGACAAACUCUACAAGUUACUAGGCCACAAGCCAAGAAUUGCACCUGACAGUAAGGGUACAAUGUAUGUUUGGUACCAGUAGAUAAAUGAACAUUGUUGUAUCCAUAUUGUAGUGUUUAA
Messenger RNA from Seminavis robusta, 877 nucleotides. Lineage: Eukaryota; Bacillariophyta; Bacillariophyceae; Naviculales; Naviculaceae. The record is from the annotation of a GenBank genome assembly.